ACCAGUAACGAAGCUACUACGGGGAGUAUCAAAACGACAGAUGCUGAUAAAAAGAGAUAUGCUGCACGUUCACAUCAAUUCAAUUUGAAUGAUCCAAAGUUUAGAGAAUAUUUUCCAGAACUUUGCAUACCUGAGGCAGUGCCCGUCGAGAUUCUUUAUCCAAUGUCAUCAUCUAGUAGCACAUCCACACAAACUUCCAUUGACGCAACAAAAUCAGCGAACCACGUUCCUCCGGCACAGCAACGAAAUGACCAUGGGACGGUCAACCAACGACUCAUACCGGCAGCAAGAAAUCAGAGUUUACAGCGUAAAGCUCUUAAUCGUGUUGAAAAUCCUACUAUACGCGGACAUACGGAGCAUGCUAAUAACACGGCAAGGGUUAACGUUAACAAUCCGCAAACCAACAAUAAUAACAAUAACGUAGGUCAGCGACGGAUUUUGGAUCAGUGGCGUAAAUGGAUAAUAUUAUCAUUAGUGUGUCUCUACCUUGUUAUAGCUAAAUUACUAUACCGAUCCGAAUCUGUCUCUGGAAGUCAUGGUGAAGCUCCUCGAAUGUGA
This is a messenger RNA of Racocetra persica, 558 nucleotides long. The record is from the annotation of a GenBank genome assembly. NCBI's taxonomy places the organism in Eukaryota, Fungi, Glomeromycota, Glomeromycetes, Diversisporales, Gigasporaceae.